AUGGUGUAUGCAUUUCUCAUUCAAACACUAUCUCCUAAGGAUUGUGAUAUAUUGUUCUAUCGAUUUUACAGUUGUUACUAUGUUCAGGGUAAUAUGUCAGCUACUAAAUCAAAUGGAGAUUUAGAGAAAGAAAUAAACACAGCCUUGCGAACUAAUUGUGAUCCUGAUUCUCUCAAGAGCACAAAUCGUGCCACAAAACUUUUUGAAACAUCUGUGGAGAGAAGUGAUUUUCUGCAGUUAAUAACAAAUAAAGUUUGUAUGCAAUAUUCAAUGAAGCUAAAACAUUCACUGUUACCCCUUAAUAAUCAAGAUUCUUCUGUUCGGGGUAUGUUUAUUGAAAGGAAAUGGAAGCGAGAAUCAUCAGUAUCUGCUUCUAUUGUGUGGCAAAGUGUGGGAAAUAUGGCAUUUGUUUUAGUCUGUAAGAGGUGCGAGAACUUACUUCAAGCUCAAAAUGUAUUAGACAUAAUAACCACUCAGCUAGAGACACAUCUGCAGUUUAUAUCAAAUCCUGUAGUUCCAUUAACAAAUAUAGAAACAGUUUCAUUAAUAGUUAAUCAGUACCUUCCUUCAGGCGAAAUUAUGUUUAUGAAUAGUAAGCUGGUAAGAGCUUUUGAAAAACAACUUGAAAUAGAUUUGUAUACCCAUUAA
Gryllus bimaculatus (two-spotted cricket) is the source of this 648-nucleotide messenger RNA. Lineage: Eukaryota; Metazoa; Arthropoda; Insecta; Orthoptera; Gryllidae. The record is from the annotation of a GenBank genome assembly.